AUGUCUGAAAACAGUAGUACCUCAGUACAGUACCAAAACCCUAGUAUUUCAUUCAACCAAAACCCUACCUUGCGACAAAACUAUGGAACUCUUUUCACCAACUACACUAAUCCUACCAGAUCACAACAAAACCUUGAAAUUUCUCCUCCUUUAUCCGGGUUUGAUCUUCGUUUUUACAAUAUUAAUAUUGAUUCUUCCUUUUUUAAUCUCUUCGAAGAUCAAAGUCUGGAAAGAUAUUUUGCUACAAUGAAUCUUUCUUCAACUGGAAAUGAGUUUUCUCGUUCUUCUAAUAGUGCACAACAACGGGCUUUGAUUAGGAUGAGAAGUGAUGAGCAGUACUCACUUGCUGCUGGUUACCCAUCAUACCAGGAUAGUUCCCAAAGUGGGACCAGAUAUAUGGCACAUCCUUCCUUUUCCAACGGUAAUGAAGGCCUCGGCUAUGGUCAGAAUAUUGAUCAAGAUCAAGACUACCAAGAUAGGUUUGCACUGGAUUCUUUCCCCUACAUCUCCCAAAAUGGGACCAGAUAUAUGGCGCAUCCUUCUUUUUCCAACAGUAGAAACAAUAAUGGCGGGCGGGGAUAUGAUCAGAAUAUCCGAGACCAAAACUACCAAGAUAGGUUUGCACUAGAUUCUUUUCCCGGCAAUAAUAGAACUAACAAUGGCAGCACUUCUCACCGUCGCCUUAUGCGCCGUAUGCGUAGUCAGUCGUAUGAUGCGCUUGAUCAUGGAUUUUCUGUUAGGCAUAAUGGUAUUAUAGUUGAUGAUACUGGUUCUCAAUUUAGAAGGGUAAGAUCCAUUGAUGAGUUAGAAUCUUCAAAUUCAAAUACUCCAUGGGUUUCUUCUUUGCCUAGUUCCUCAGCUGUUCAAUCGAAUUUACCAUCAUUGGAUAAAUUGAAAGGUAUGGUGGCUUUGGCAGCAAAAAAUAAAGGUCAUUAUCAGUUCCUGAAGAGGGUUCUUGAUGAGAGAAGGCCAGAUCAAAUUGAGAUGAUUUUCUUGGAAGUGAAAGAUCAUCUGCAUGACCUAAUGGCAGAUCAGUUUGGUAACUAUGUUAUUCAGAAGCUUUUUGAAGUAUGCAGUGAAGUCCAAAUGACUCAACUUAUUCUCUCUUUCAUCAAUAACCAAAGGAGGCUGCUUGGGUUAUGCUUUCAUCCAGUGGCAACCCGUGCGAUGCAAAAGAUGAUGGAGCGUAUGAAGACAUCGGAGCAAAGAUGUUUGUUUAUACCAGUUUUGAUGCAGAGGAUUGUCAUCUUAUCCAAGAACGAAAAUGGUUAUCAUGUAAUUGUAAAAUGCUUAGAAAGUAUUCCAUUUGAUGAUGCUAAGCACCUUAUUAAAGAAAUAGUAGAAAAUUUUCUUGAAAUUGCAAUGGAUAAAAACGGAUGCUGUGUAUUGAACCGAGCUCUGGAUUGUGCUCAAGGGGAACUUAAAGAGCGUCUUUUGGUUAAAACAAUAGAUCAUGCACUGUUCCUAUCACAAAAUCCUUUCGGGAAUUUUGUUGUGCAACAUGUACUUGAAGGACCCAUACAUCGCGCUGCAGUCGGGGUACUAGAGAAGCUUAAAGGACAUUUUGUGGCUCUCUCCAUGAACAAGUAUGGAAGUAAUGUUGUGGAGAAAUGUCUGCUUUUUUGCGGGGAGGAGAAUACUGCAAUAAUUAUUGAGGAGUUUAUGCACAGCUCAAACUUUCUGAACAUGUGCAGAGAUAACUUCGGGAACUAUGUUGUUCAAAUGGCACUCGGAGUAUCAAAGGGAGGCAUUCAGGAUGCUCUUGUCAGUCGCAUGUACAGUUGUUAUCCAGAUCUGUACAAUGAUAUUCAUGGUAAACAUGUGGCCAUGAAACUUCGGGAACCAGAACAAAUGCAAGUGUUUUUGCACUUGUGGUAUUCACACGAUCCUCUCCUUCAUCAAGAAGAGAAUGGACAUGGAAAACGCUUAAUCUCUUCUAUCUCUAUUCAAGGUCACUCUCUACCAAAUAUCAAUGUUUAG
Dovyalis caffra is the source of this 1980-nucleotide messenger RNA. The record is from the annotation of a GenBank genome assembly. Lineage: Eukaryota; Viridiplantae; Streptophyta; Magnoliopsida; Malpighiales; Salicaceae.